AUGCCAACAGUACCAACGCCAGCAGACUUCUCUCAAGACCUUCAGCCUGUCAUCUACCUUCCCCCGAACAGUCAGCCAACCAAUGUGAUAAUAUUCCUCCCUGGCCUAGGUGACACAACCGCCAACUUCGCAUCCUUUGCGAAAGCAUUGAACCUCCCAGAUGCCGUGACAAUCACCCUCCAGCCACCCUACCCGCUACCGUUCCCCUUCGGCCCCGGCUCUCAAUGGUCAGACGACGUCCAAGUCGACACCUCAACCGGGACGUUCGACCCUGACUCGCCACUUACCAAGGCCGCCGCCCAACUCGCCGACCUCAUUACCACUCUGCAAUCGACGCAUAAAUUCACGCCCCCACAGAUCCACCUCUUCGGCUACGGCCAGGGCGGCUCCCUCGCCCUCACCACCCUACUCCACCCCGCCCUCCAAGACAUACCGUCCCUGGGCGGCGUGACAUCCAUCGGCGGCGCCAUCCCCCUCGCUUCCUCGGCCGUCACCUCCGGUAGCAAGAACCGCACGCCGGUCCUGCUUCUCGGCGGGCGGCGCGGCGCGCUGGCCAAGGACGAGCAGAGCCCCGUGAAGCGGGUCAGAGACGCGUUCGAGUUCGUCGAAUACCACGAGUGGAGGAAAGUGGAUGACUCUAUGCCCAAGAAUAGGGAGGAGGCGUUGCCGAUGAUGCAGUUCUUGGCGAGGAGGCUGAGGAGUCGGAGGGGGGUGCCGGAGGGGGCGGUGGAGUUGUGA
Messenger RNA from Cyphellophora europaea CBS 101466, 738 nucleotides. RefSeq lists its product as uncharacterized. Gene Ontology annotation, molecular function: carboxylic ester hydrolase activity; palmitoyl-(protein) hydrolase activity. The transcript has a single exon. The coding region runs from base 1 to 738 and encodes 245 amino acids. NCBI's taxonomy places the organism in Eukaryota, Fungi, Ascomycota, Eurotiomycetes, Chaetothyriales, Cyphellophoraceae. Gene Ontology annotation, biological process: protein depalmitoylation. Gene Ontology annotation, cellular component: cytoplasm. The record is from RefSeq and is a predicted model, not a curated record.